Messenger RNA from Nelumbo nucifera (sacred lotus), 1722 nucleotides. RefSeq lists its product as uncharacterized. Lineage: Eukaryota; Viridiplantae; Streptophyta; Magnoliopsida; Proteales; Nelumbonaceae. Gene Ontology annotation, cellular component: endoplasmic reticulum; COPII-coated ER to Golgi transport vesicle. The record is from RefSeq and is a predicted model, not a curated record.
ACACAGCCAACGGAGACAGAAGUAAAGAACUAAAGGGAGUUGGCUGCUGCUGCUGCUGCAGGGGUAGGUUCCUUUCCUUCUUUAAACGCCUCGUUUAGCAGCGGAUCAAUUUGACCAGACGAAGUGUUUAAGGCGUUAACCAAAAUCAAAGCUUUCCUGUUACAUGGUAUAAAAGUAAUCAGGAAUCGUGUGAGCGGAGUCGGCUUUGGUAAAGCGCGCCAUGGACAUCUUCAACAAGCUUCGGAACCUGGAUGCGUACCCAAAGAUCAAUGAGGAUUUCUACAGCAGAACCCUCUCCGGUGGUGUUAUCACGCUAGUCUCCUCUGUUGUCAUGCUCUUGCUUUUCAUCUCCGAACUCAGAUUAUACCUCCAUGCAGUUACUGAAACAAAGCUUGUAGUGGAUACCUCAAGAGGAGAAACCCUACGUAUAAAUUUCGAUGUCACUUUUCCUGCCCUUUCAUGUUCUAUUCUCAGUCUGGAUGCCAUGGAUAUCAGUGGGGAGCAACAUCUUGAUGUGAGACAUGAUAUAAUCAAGAAAAGGCUUGAUUCUCAUGGGAAUGCAAUUGAAUCUAGGCAGGAUGGAAUUGGUGCACCCAAGAUUGAAAAGCCUUUGCAGAGACAUGGUGGGCGGCUUGAACACAAUGAGACAUACUGUGGUUCAUGUUAUGGUGCAGAAGUGUCAGAUGAUGAUUGCUGUAACUCAUGUGAAGAAGUUCGUGAAGCAUAUAGAAAGAAGGGAUGGGGGCUGUCAAAUCCAGAUUUGAUUGAUCAGUGCAAAAGAGAAGGAUUUCUUCAAAAAAUUAAAGACGAAGAUGGUGAAGGAUGCAAUAUUUAUGGGUUCUUGGAAGUUAACAAGGUGGCUGGAAAUUUUCAUUUUGCCCCUGGCAAAAGCUUUCAACAGUCAAAUGUUCAUGUACAUGAUUUGCUGGCUUUCCAGAAGGAUAGUUUCAAUAUUAGUCACAAAAUAAACAGAUUAGCUUUCGGUGAAUAUUUCCCAGGCAUUGUGAAUCCUCUUGACAGGGUGCAAUGGGUGCAACAAACACCAAGCGGAAUGUAUCAGUAUUUCAUCAAGGUUGUCCCCACUGUAUACACUGAUGUAAAUGGGCACACUAUCCAAUCAAAUCAGUUCUCUGUAACCGAGCAUUUUAGGAAUGCAGAAUUCGGAAGACCUCAGUCUCUUCCUGGAGUUUUCUUCUUUUAUGACCUUUCCCCAAUUAAGGUGACCUUCACAGAGGAACAUGUGUCAUUCUUACACUUCCUGACUAGUGUUUGUGCUAUAGUUGGAGGCAUUUUCACUGUUUCUGGAAUAGUAGAUUCAUUUAUAUACCAUGGCCAGAAGGCAAUAAAGAAGAAGAUGGAAAUUGGCAAAUUCAGCUGAUGUUUUCGCCAUUGCAUUUCAUGUUUCAGUCUUGUUGGCCCACUUGAUGUUGCACAUGGCCAUGGCUUUCUGUGGAAAAUUGAUGAAUGGAAAGAGAACCGAUAGAAUGGGUUUCCCCUACAACUAGAAAUGUCGUCCUUCAAAUGAGAUUUUUUUUUUUUUUUAAAUUUUGUUAUUCUAACAACUUUUCUCAAGUUUUUGUCAUUAAACUGGCAAUGUAUUUCUAUUUGAAAGUAGAGGGCAAUGGGUGCCUUUAUCAAGAAGACUGCUUAAUACCUCUCCUGAAACCGUUGUAGUUGAUCAGUUUCGGAAAUUAAAUAGUUGCUUGUGCAGUUGAGUGCCCA